Selaginella moellendorffii is the source of this 468-nucleotide messenger RNA. RefSeq names its product cytochrome P450 71A6-like. The coding region runs from base 1 to 468 and encodes 155 amino acids. Lineage: Eukaryota; Viridiplantae; Streptophyta; Lycopodiopsida; Selaginellales; Selaginellaceae. The record is from RefSeq and is a predicted model, not a curated record. The transcript has a single exon. Gene Ontology annotation, molecular function: heme binding; monooxygenase activity; iron ion binding.
AUGGCAAGUAUUGUAGCUCUGUCCUUGCUUACACUCUCUUUCGGUCUUCUAUGGAGGAUUCUAACGAAAAUUGUUGAUCGAAGCCUUCCUCCAGGCCCGCCUAGAGUGCCGCUUCUGGGUCACUUGCAUUUGCUGGGUGUUCUUCCUCACAAAUCUCUCUCGGAUCUCUCAAGUAGAUAUGGCCCCGUCAUGUUGCUCUGGUUUGGGUUUGCUCCAACGCUUGUGGUCUCUUCCCCAGAUGCUGCAAGAGAAGUUCUGUGCACUCAAGAUCUUGCCUUUGCUUCAAGGCCAAACAUAUCUUUAGCCAAGUACAUGUUCUACAAGGACUUGGCAUGGACCAGCUAUGGUCCCUAUUGGAGAUUGAUGAGGAAGGUCACCACUGUGGAACUCUUCACUGCAAAAAGGCUCGAGGAAUCCAGAAUGGUGAGGCACACGCAAGACUAUAUGCAAAAGCAACUAAUGUGGUGA